CGCAUUGAAUUUGUAGCCUCAUCCCUCAAAUUGGACCAAAAGCCCAUAUCUCUCUCUCUCUCUCUCUCUCUCUCUCUCUCCCUCCCUCUCUCCAUCCACCAAACGUACAAACCCUCGAAAUCUCUUUCUUGCGCUAAUUCACCAUCCGAUGCUUUGAUCCCCGAAAACGAAAGCUCUCCAGAUCUGUUUCAACAGGUGAACAAUACAGGCCCGCAAGUACAUCCACUUCAAUUCAUGUUGCGGUUUCUCUUUUCUUUCUUUAGUUGGGGCUGGCUGAUGUUGCUGUAAAUUUUCUUGAUGAAUGCAAUUUGAAAGUUGUCAAACUAUAUUUGAUGGAUGAUGAUUAUGCAGAUGGAUAAAAUGUCUGCUCCUUCAUCACGGGAGCGUGCUCAACGGCUUUACGAAAAGAAUAUUGAGUUGGAGAAUAAGCGUCGGAGGUCAGCUCAGGCAAGAAUUCCAUCAGAUCCCAAUGCCUGGCAACAAAUGCGUGAGAACUAUGAAGCUAUAGUUCUGGAGGAUCAUGGUUUUUCUGAGCAACAUAAUAUAGAGUAUGCUCUUUGGCAGUUACAUUAUAGGCGUAUUGAGGAGCUAAGAGCUCACUUCAGUUCUGCACUGGCUUCUACUGGCUCAAAUACAUCUCAGGGUGCAAAAGUUCCUGCCCGACCUGACCGUAUCACAAAGAUAAGGCUUCAAUUUAAAACAUUUCUGUCAGAAGCAACUGGAUUUUAUCAUGAUUUGAUCUUAAAAAUCAGAGCCAAGUAUGGGCUUCCUCUGGGAUACUUUUCUGAAGAUUCAAAUAAUCGAGUCGUCUUGGAGAAAGAUGGGAAAAAAUCUUCUGACAUGAAGAAAGGUUUGAUAUCAUGUCACCGCUGUUUAAUAUACUUGGGUGACCUUGCAAGGUACAAGGGGUUAUAUGGAGAGGGUGACUCGAAAACACGGGAGUAUGCGGCAGCUUCAAGUUAUUACUUGCAAGCUGCAUCUCUAUGGCCAUCAAGUGGGAAUCCUCAUCAUCAGCUUGCAAUUUUGGCUUCCUAUUCAGGAGAUGAAUUGGUGGCAGUAUAUCGGUAUUUUAGGAGUCUGGCAGUCGAUAAUCCCUUUACAACAGCAAGAGAUAACUUGAUUGUUGCUUUUGAGAAGAAUCGUCAAAGUUACACUCAACUGCUUGGUGAUGCUAAAGGAUCAGUGGUUAAGGAUUCAUCUGUGCGCUUGACCAGCAAGGGAAGAGGGAAAGGGGAAACAAAAACUGCAGCGGUUAAAGAUGCAAAAACAGAAGCCAAUGCUAUUAGCGAAAGGAUAUCUGAUACUCGUGAGAUGUAUAGAUCCUUUUGCAUUCGUUUUGUCCGCCUGAAUGGUAUCCUUUUCACACGCACCAGCCUGGAGACAUUUGCUGAAGUUCUCUCUUUGGUCAGCAAUGAAUUCUGUGAACUUCUCUCUUCUGGGCCAGAAGAGGAGCUAAAUUUUGGCACUGAUGCUGUGGAAAAUGCCCUUUUCAUUGUACGCCUGAUCUCCAUCCUUAUCUUCACAGUUCACAAUGUGAAAAGAGAGGCUGAAGGUCAGACGUAUGCAGAAAUCGUACAACGUGCUGUGCUACUUCAGAAUGCAUUUACAGCAGUUUUCGAGUUAAUGGGACACAUAUUAGAGCGGUUCAUUCAGCUGCAUGAUCCUUCCUCAAGUUAUCUCUUACCUGGUGUUCUGGUUUUUGUCGAAUGGUUGGCCUGUUGCCCUGAUGUUGCAUCAGGCAGUGAUGCAGAUGAGAAACAGGCUGCAGUCAGAUUAAAUUUUUGGAACCACUGUAUAUCCUUCCUUAACAAGAUCUUGUCAUUUUGGUCAGUGUCUCUUGAUGACAAUGAAGAUGAUACAUGCUUUUAUAACAUGAGCCAGUAUGAAGAAGGGGAAACUGGAAAUCGACUCGCUUUGUGGGAAGAUUUUGAGUUGAGGGGAUUUUUACCUAUUCUUCCUGCACAAACCAUUCUGGAUUUUUCAAGGAAGCACUCCUUUGGAAGUGAUGGAAGCAAGGAGAAAACAGCUCGUGUAAAAAGGAUUUUAGCAGCAGGGAAGGCUCUGGCAAAUAUUGCUAGGAUAGAUCAAAAAACAAUAUUUUAUGAUUCUAGGAUGAAGAAGUUUGUUAUAGGUGUGGAGCCUCAUACGUUAGAUGAUGGCUUGUUGACUUUUGAUUCUGGUUUGCCUAAAACCAAUGAUGUUAUGCAAGAAAUUCAGCCUGAGAAAGCAAAUAAUAUCGGAAUUUUGCAGCCUAAUGCACAGCCUUUUGUGGAAGGGGAUGAGGAAGAUGAAGUAAUUGUUUUCAGGCCAGCCGUGACAGAGAAGCGAAAUGAUGUUUUUAGUCCCAAAUUGGCUGCUUAUGACGGUAUGAAACCCAAUCAAGAUGUAUCUGCUGGUGAUCUGAAACUUUAUGGUGGUGCAGUUUCUUCUCCUCUCAAUAUGCUACAGCAUUCUGCUUUUGAUGCAGGUGCUGAAAUACCUGCAUCUUCUGGUAUUAAUGCUCCCCGGCAUCUGCAGCCAUUUCAACCACACACCUCAAAGUGGUUAAUGGAAGAAGCUGCUUCACUAGCAAGUAGCUUGAAAGCUGUCAGGUUUAUGGAGAAUGGACAUGUAACAGAAAAUGAGUUGCCAAAAGAUUUGGGAAUGGGUUAUCUUGGCACACAUUCUGAUCCUGUUCAGUUUUACAAUCAGAUGAAGGUGCCAGAAGUUGUGAUUCCAUCAAAAGUUGAUGUUAUUGCAUCUUCUGGAAUUAAUGCUGAAAGCUUGGCUGUCAAGACAUCUGCAGGCACGAGGAAAAGCCCUGUCAGCCGUCCUGUGAGGCACCUUGGGCCUCCCCCAGGCUUUAGUCAUGUUCCUCCUAAACAAGUGAUUGAACCAAUUUCUGGCUCAGAUUUGAUGAUUGACAAUUCACUAGCAGAUGACUAUAGAUGGUUGGAUGGCUACCAAUUGCCAUCAUCAACAAAAGGCUAUGGGCUGAAUGGUGCUGCUAAUAUCAGUUCUCAGGCAAUGCCUCAGUACAUUAAUAGCAGUAAUGGCUUGACUGGGACAGUUAGCUUUCCUUUCCCUGGAAAACAGGUACCACCAGUGCAUUUCCAGACAGAAAAACAGAAAGGUUGGCAGAAUUACCAGGCCCUGGAACAUCUGAGAGUCCAGCAAGAUCAGCAGCUGCAACAACAACUCAUAAAUGGGAAUCAGCAAUUUACUGCAAUGCCUGAGCAAUAUCAUGGAAAGUCCAUCUGGAGUGGUCGUUACAUAGUGUGAGAUGAGUAUGAAAACAUAGAUGGUUCCGAGAAUGACUUCGGUGAAUGUACUGCGUCCUUUUGCUACCAAAUAUGAACUCCAACUUUGCAGCCUUUGUCAAAUUUCAAAUUUAUGUUUUUGUUGGAGCAUGGGUGGCUGUAGCUCCUUGCUGACGCAUGCUACUGAACAAAUUUCGCGGAGCUCUCCUGCCAGGGGAAGACAAAAAUUGAAACAUCAUUAUGAUGCAAAAUUCCUAAGAAGCUAAUGCCUUUAUCUGGUUACAUGGGUUGGAGAUAGAAUGUUAACUGUUGGUUUUGGGCUUAUAUUUGGAGGAGUUGAUGGAAUAAAGCUAUGGUGUAUUCGCCAUUUAAUUGACUUUCAUCUUGCCCUAGCUGUCAGAACUGCUGAUGCUAUCAUCGGUUGGCUGGUGAUAAUAUAUAGUGUCUGUCCUUGAUGGAUCGGUUCUGUACCAGACAUCUCCAGAGCUUUUGUUGGAAAUGGUGCUUAGAUAUGAUUUGGGCAUCAGAAGUUGGACAGUGGGGGAUUAAGAAGUAUUAUGGAAGUUUUAUGCAUAUGGUCAUAGUGUCUUAUAUCAAAAGACUUGUUAUGUUCUAUGAUGCUGUUUUGUGAUAUUAUACUUUUAUGGGUACGAGUAAUAUGGAACAACUGUUUGCUUCGUCGGGGUUGGGGUUUGAUCCAACUUCCUAGAAUAAAACUACGAAUUAUAUGUUUAGUGUCGUACAUCUGUGUGUCAUCUGUGGUCUUGCUCAAAAUAAUUUUAUAACGGUGGUUGUAUGUACUGCCUUCUCUA
Jatropha curcas is the source of this 4051-nucleotide messenger RNA. RefSeq names its product Telomerase activating protein Est1 (gene SMG7). Gene Ontology annotation, molecular function: telomerase RNA binding; protein binding; telomeric repeat DNA binding. Gene Ontology annotation, cellular component: telomerase holoenzyme complex. NCBI's taxonomy places the organism in Eukaryota, Viridiplantae, Streptophyta, Magnoliopsida, Malpighiales, Euphorbiaceae. Gene Ontology annotation, biological process: nuclear-transcribed mRNA catabolic process, nonsense-mediated decay. The record is from RefSeq and is a predicted model, not a curated record.